AUGGACCAAAACCCGCCGUCGCCGGCGGAGGCGGCGCCGUCCUCCGACAAACCACAGUUUUCUCUAUUCCCUCUGUUUCCAGCCUCCUCCUCUCUCCAAACCAACACCACUUUUUCGACUCCGCAAUGGCUCUCUAACUCCAGCUUCACCACCGACAUUUCCGUCAUAAACGGCGCCGUCGCGUCACAACUCAACCGCGAAACGACGCUAUCCCCGCCACAAAGCAACGACGACGAUGAAAAUCGUGCUGAGGCGAAUCCUCCCCCUUCUCGGUACGAGAUUCUGGAAUCUUCCGAAACCGACGGAGGCGGAAGAGAUAGAGAGAGGAAGAGAAGGAAGAAGAAAAAGAAGCGCAGGCGUGAUUCUUCUACGGAGAGAGGCGGAUUCAACGGUUUCGGUUCGAGGAAAUCGCGUGUUCGAGCUUGGGCGGAUUCAGAGACCAACGUUACUAAGGAUUAUUACUUUGAUUCUCACGGAGAUCGUGAUAAUCUGGCGUAUGGAUGCAUCUAUAGAGGGAGUUUGGGUAGAGGUUCUGCGUUAAGAAUGGAUGUUGCUCGAUACAAACUUUACCAUCCCUUGAAUCUGUCUGGGCUACAUACUCGAGGUUUGUAUUGGUGGAAUCGGAGUGGGUCACUCUGGGAUAGAGAUGGUGAUGCUGAUGCACUAGAUGCUAAAAUGAAGUCUGCUGGUCGUUACUGGUCUGGAAAGCAUAUGGCUUUGGAGAGACAUAAGAGCUUUAAGCGUGUUCAUCUUGUUGGUCCUAAAUUCUCUCCUGUCAGUAUGCAAGAUGAGUUUAUACCUUUAUCUGAAUCAGAUGCUGGGGCAUCUCAAGGAGCUGUUGACAGUGAUUCCAUCUCCAAAACUUCAGCACCACUUGAAGAAUCUUGGGAAGAUGAGAUGUUAAACAAAACUAGGGAGUUCAACAAACUAACAAGGGAACACCCCCAUGAUGAAAAAGUUUGGGUAGCUUUUGCAGAGUUCCAAGAUAAGAUUGCAGGGAUGCAACGGCAGAAAGGUGCUCGCUUGCAAACACUUGAGAAAAAGAUUAGCAUUCUGGAGAAGGCAGUUGAGCUUAAUCCAGACAAUGAAGAGAUGUUGCUUUGCCUUUUGAAAGCUUAUCAGAUGAGAGACAGCUCAGAAGUGCUAGUUGCAAGAUGGGAAAAAAUACUUUUGAAACACUCUGGAAGUUCUAAAUUAUGGAGAGAAUUCUUGCUCAUUGUUAAGAGAAAUUUCUCCAGAUUUAAGGUUUCAGAUGUCAGGAAGAUGUAUGUACAUGCAAUUGAAGCUCUAUCUGCUUCAUGCAGCAAGCACUCUAGGCAGGUUCUUCAAGGUGCUGAUCCUUCUUCACCAGAUCCUGUAAUUGUUCAGUUAGAACUUGGUCUUGUGGAUAUAUUUCUUAGUCUAUGCAGAUUUGAGUGGCAGGCUGGUUAUAGAGAAUUGGCCACUGCUUUAUUUCAGGCUGAAAUAGAGUUUUGUUUGUUUUGUCCUCCUUUACUGCUCACUGAGCAGGGUAAACACAGACUGUUUGAGCAUUUUUGGAACAGUGAUGGUGCUAGAGUUGGGGAAGAAGGGGCUCUUGGUUGGUCCACAUGGUUGGAGAAAGAGGAGGAAACUAGGCAACAAGUUAUGAAUGAGGAGCUCUCGCGUGAAAAUGAAGGUGGUGGUGGUUGGACUGGUUGGUCAGAACCACGGUCUAAAGAUAAUGAGUGUGUUGCCAUAGUUGAAAAUGAAGACAACAAUGAUGUGGUUAUGGAGGAUAAUCAAGAUGAAGAGGAAUAUAAUGAAGUUGAGACAGAAGUUGAUACUGAAAACUUGCUGAAGAUUCUGGGAAUUGAUAUCAAUGAUGGGGAUGGUGAAGUUAAUGACGCCUCAACUUGGAUCAAAUGGUCAAAAGAAGAGUCUUCUAGAGAUUGUGAUCAGUGGAUGCCUGUUCAUAGGAAAUCAGAUACAACCUCUCCUGCUAGUGAAGUACAGAAAACAGAUGAGGACGAGCAACUCUUGAGAGUUGUAUUGUAUGAAGAUGUGAAUGAAUACCUGUUCUCCCUAAGCACAACAGAGGCUCGACUAUCUUUGUUGUCCCAAUUCAUUGACUUCUAUGGUGGGAAGAUGUCUCCAUUGUUUUGUUCAAACAGCCAAACAAUGGCAGACAAUAUCCUUACUUUGGAGGAUCUGCCAGAUUCUAUGUUAGAGAAGUUGAAACACAUCCAUGAAGUUUUGACUAAAACACAGAACAGUCCUACUGGUUUCAGUUUUGAAUUCCUGUCAGGCCAUAUCUCAAGGAAUGCUGAUAUUAUGAAAUUUAUACGGAAUGCUGUUUUACUUUGUUUAACCGUUUUCCCACGAAAUUACAUGUUGGAAGAAGCUGUUCUUAUUUCUGAAGAGCUAUAUAUUACAAAAAUAAAUUCUUCUAACAGUUUGGUUACACCAUGUCGAUCUUUAGCCAAAUCUCUUCUAAAAAGUGAUAGACAGGAUGUAUUGCUAUGUGGUGUAUAUGCAAGAAGAGAGGCCACUUAUGGUAACAUUGAUCACGCAAGAAAAGUGUUUGACAUGGCAUUGCUAUCUGUAGAAGCGCUUCCUGUGGAACUACAACAGUCCAGUGCUCCUCUUCUAUAUUUCUGGUAUGCUGAGGUGGAGGUUGCAAAUAAAUCUGCUGAUGAUUGUGAGUCUUCAUGUCGUGCAAUACAUAUAUUAUCGUGCUUAGGAAGUGGUACAAAAUACAGCCCAUUUAAAAGUCAAGCAUCAGGUUUGCAACUGCUGAGAGCACAUCAAGGAUUUAAAGAAAGACUAAGAACAGUAUGGUCAUCUUGGGUUCGUGGUAUAAUAAAUGAUCAGUCUGUAGCUCUAAUAUGUUCUGCUGCAUUGUUUGAGGAGCUGACCACUGGAUGGGAUGCGGGCAUUGAAGUUUUGAAUCAAGCUUUUUCAAUGGUGCUUCCAGGUUAUGUGUCUUCAGUAAUUGAUCUUCUCUUAGAAAACAUGAGACCUUUAAGACAAGUGUGA
Molecule: messenger RNA, 2997 nt
Organism: Sphenostylis stenocarpa
Lineage: Eukaryota; Viridiplantae; Streptophyta; Magnoliopsida; Fabales; Fabaceae
Source: the annotation of a GenBank genome assembly